AUGGAAGCCGCGCGGCAGUCCCUCAUCGCGAUCUCCCAAUCGGUGCCGGAGAUCGGGGCGCCCGUCAUCAGGCCGCGCAACGGUGGCGGCGGCGGCGGCAUGGAUGAGAACGGGCACGACGACGUGGCGGAGCAGAGGUACAGGGCGAAGCUCAUCUCCAUCUCCAACCAGUCGCCCGACGCCCGGCCUACGCCGUGCCCUCCCAAGAACGGCGCCGCCUAA
Messenger RNA from Miscanthus lutarioriparius, 222 nucleotides. The record is from the annotation of a GenBank genome assembly. NCBI's taxonomy places the organism in Eukaryota, Viridiplantae, Streptophyta, Magnoliopsida, Poales, Poaceae.